UCCUCCAGAACCAGCAGCGAUGAAACGCUCUGAAAGGCCUCCUCGUCCAUUCAAUGCGCCUUGUCAAGGUCCAUGGAGUUUGACAACGAACGGCUUCCUUUUAUCGAGAAACAGGAUGAAGCUGUGGCUCCCCAUGCCGAGGAAGAGUUAAUACAACUGACGUGGUUUCACGUGACUGUGCGUGGGGGCGAACCGAGGCGGAGAGGGGCAGCUUCUCAACCCGCGCGGCCCAAGUCAUGACCGGCUAUUCCUUCCUUCUCUCGAAGCCCAAACGUCAACCCCAUGCCAUGGCAUGGCAUGGCCUAGCAGUAAGUAGUGGGGCUUUCGGUUAAUGGAGACCAGAGGAUCAGUGCGAAUGAACCAAUACUGCUGGCCUUGGGAAAAGGGCCCGAGGGUCAGAGGAAAAGGGUGAAUGGGAGGAGUGGGGGGUGGUGGUGGUGGUGGUCGAAAUGGAAUAGAUUAGGUCUUUGAUGGCAAUGAGUGUGGCUUCCUACCCUGAGCCCCGAGGGCAGCAGGCCAUGCCUAGUAAAGAUGGCCAAAGCACUUCUUGCCUUGUCCUUCUGAUUAAGACCCCUCCUCUCUACUACUGCUGCUGCCUUUGCUGCUACGCUCACAUUCCCUUCCUCCUCCACUCACUUAUUCUUCUCAACCACCAUUCCCUUUCCUCUACCUCUCCUAUAUAAACCUGCUGCUCCAGUCGUCCCUUUUAAGUUAAGAGCACAACAAUGAUGGAGGAGUGCAUGAUGAAGCGGCGCCAGGUUCCAGCAUUUGGGUACUGGGAUUACUGCGACGAGCUCCCCGUCACCCAUUACUUCGAGCUGCAGGCCGGGCUGAUCCGUGGUCAUUAUUAUGGUGAUCAUGAACAUGAGGGCGUCUUCAGUGCGCCGACUCAUACAGCACCAGUCUAUCAACACCACCAUAGAAAGGCCAAGAAAGUUGGUAAUGCGACGGGGGAUCAUAAACCGUACGCGAAAGAGCAAAAGGGGAAGCAAGUGAGGGUCGUCGCUGAUCUCAAACAGCAAGCGACUCCGAGAAGGUCCAGAGCAUCCAAGGCUGUAGACGAGGACUUGUACAAGAUCCCUCCUGAGCUCCUGUGCCAAAAGCCCAAGAGGAAGAGGUCGUUGAAGAACUUGUGGUCAGGAUGUAUGGGACUCAACAGCGGUCGCUUAAGAAGCUAAAGACGGACGUAGCUUUUUGUGUGCUUCGGUUGUUGCUGUUGUUUCCUAUCUUUCUUUUGGUCAGUUGGAUGGGAUAUAACAUCGAACUGAUUACUACUAAAAUGACAAGUAUCUGUGUUGCGUAUCUACCUACACGGUGGAAUUUAAUGUAAGAAUGGACAUCGAUGUGAUAUCGAUCUACAUUUACCAGUA
Molecule: messenger RNA, 1370 nt
Organism: Zingiber officinale
Lineage: Eukaryota; Viridiplantae; Streptophyta; Magnoliopsida; Zingiberales; Zingiberaceae
Exons: 4
Coding region: 726-1178 (150 amino acids)
Source: RefSeq, a predicted model, not a curated record